Exophiala viscosa is the source of this 1134-nucleotide messenger RNA. RefSeq lists its product as uncharacterized. The transcript has a single exon. The record is from RefSeq and is a predicted model, not a curated record. Bases 124 to 969 code for a protein of 281 amino acids. Lineage: Eukaryota; Fungi; Ascomycota; Eurotiomycetes; Chaetothyriales; Herpotrichiellaceae.
GUUGAUUUGCGUUCAUGUACCACAUUGUCACUGGCGUCGUUCUGAGCAGCAUUGAGGCAUGAAGAUCUCGCGCCAAAGACAUCUCGCUAUCACCCUUCGGCACCAUAGCCGCUGGAAGUGGUCAUGUCGAUACAGAAUAUGGCAAGUAAGAGCAUUAAGUCGAAACCAAAGCUCAUUGAGGUCGUGGACUCGAGCAGAGGGUCAGCGACGGUAGCAUCCUUCAAGCCCAUUGAAACAAGGUCUCAGACCUACACAUCCCAUCUCCCUGACUCUGUGCAAGGGGCUGCAUCGAGUAGAUGUCAAGCUUCUCAUCGACGAAGCGAGAGUCCGCCGGUCCAGGCGGUGUAUUUGAUGAUGAACCUUUGCGGUCGGUUCGAUGGAAUCAAAAAGGCAAUGCAAUGCCAAGCCAAUCUAUCAAUCGGGCAUGGUGGCUCUUUUGUUGGUGAUCCCCCUUCGUCCCUAUCAUGUUUACUACUACCACGUUCCCUUCCCAACCUCUCCUCUACGCAUAUUGACCUUCAUACGGCUAUGAGUGGCCUCUCAGCCGCGAGGGGAUGUGUACUAGGAGCUGUGGUACUUCAAACCCUGGCUAGUCAGUCGUUGACACCUAGCUCAGAGGGACUACCAUCAAUAUUGUCGCCUCCUGAGUCUUACAGGCCGGCCCUCCCAAGACUCUCAGCCCAUCGUGGCGAUCAUGACCGUCGAAAGCAAGGUAUACGAGGUGUUUUCAGCCGCAAGUGGGUCCCAUCUUCAUGGAGUCACUCAGGAUCGACACGAAUACUUUACAAUUUGCAGCCGCUUUCCCCGGCCGAAUCAAACACAGUGGCGAUGACAUUGCGGAACGCCAGCGUCUGGCUUAUGUGCCAUGUUGAGGCCGGUAUAUCGAGAUAUGAAGCAAGUUAUCCACGGCCGUGGAUAUCAAAGGAGCGUCCGGUGCUACCGAUGUUGGCUGGGCGUGCGCCUGCCUGAAGACCAUUUUCAGAUAUCACGUUACAUAGUAUUCCUCUGGUUUCUGAGGAGGUGAUCGUUCAUCUAUGCUCGAAGGAGCUGUGGAGAGGCGAUAUGGUGGAGCACCUGCCGUCCGGAUCUUCGAAAACUCCUAGUCAGGGAGGGUAAGGUGAUCAGCCUUCACCC